AUGGGUGAGAUUGAGUUUACUGAGAAGCAAGAAGCUUUGGUGAAGGAGUCUUGGGAGAUACUGAAGCAAGACAUCCCCAAAUACAGUCUUCACUUCUUCUCACAGAUUUUGGAGAUAGCACCAGCAGCAAAGAACAUGUUCUCUUUCCUAAGAGACUCAAAUGAAGUCCCUCACAACAAUCCUAAACUCAAAGCUCAUGCUGUCAAAGUCUUCAAGAUGACAUGUGAAACAGCAAUACAGCUGAGAGAGAAAGGAAAGGUGGUUGUGGCUGACACAACCCUCCAAUACUUGGGAUCUGUUCAUCUCAAAAACGGCGUUCUUGAUCUGCACUUUGAGGUGGUGAAAGAGGCUUUGGUAAGGACAUUGAAAGAAGGGUUGGGGGAGAAAUACAAUGAAGAAGUGGAAAAUGCUUGGUCUCAAGCUUAUGAUCACUUGGCUUUAGCCAUUAAGACCGAAAUGAAACAAGAAGACUCAUAA
Molecule: messenger RNA, 477 nt
Organism: Microthlaspi erraticum
Lineage: Eukaryota; Viridiplantae; Streptophyta; Magnoliopsida; Brassicales; Brassicaceae
Source: the annotation of a GenBank genome assembly